CAGCACUAGUAUUAUUAUUACUUAGUAUUAUUCAAGUUUAUUUAGUAUUGUUAUUUGCUAUUCUAUUGUUUUUUUAUAUAUAUCUACUGUACAACUGGAAGUGUCUUAGAGACUUUUUGGUCAAAAAUGUAUGAGUUUAUUUAUUUUUAUUUUUAUUUUUUACUGUAAAUAUAAUUUUACAGCAAUGAAAGAUAAACACUCAAUACUUCUUUACAAAUAAGUACCUUAAAUUUUGUACUUCAUUUAUUUAAUGUUUUAUACAAGAACGUUUUAGUUACAUUGUUGCGUGAAAAUGAGCAGUAAUUAGUUGUUUUCCGUGAUUGUGUGAUUGUAGUUGAGUGUGUCAUUAGGUGUAAGCAGCUGAAGCGUCACUUCUACAGCUGUUCUCUCAGUCCAAGUGUGUAUGUCCUGCCCGCCUGUCAGACGGCCGCCCUUCUCCACGUUCUGUCAUGGCACAGGCAUUAACAGAGACCUGAAAAAAACCCAUUAUAGACAUAAAGAGAGUGUGUCAGCACACAGAAUAACUACAGCGUGAAAACUUUCACUAUCACAGAAAAAGGAUGUCUGGUGCGAACAGUGACCUUCUACAUAGAUCAACUUUGAGUGUUUAUAAUAACCUCAUGGAUCAGUUUAAUCCUGGCUUGCAAAAGCUGGUUACUUUAGGAAACAGCUACAUCAAGGCUUUUCAAGCUUUGGCUCUGACAAGCGAGGCCUACUUCAGUGCUCUUGCUAAGAUGGGCGAGCAAGCUCUCAACACAUUAUCAUCCAGAUCUCUUGGUGACGUGUUGAUUCAGAUAUCAGAGACCCAGCGGAAGCUGACGGCUGAAGUGGAGGGUGUGUUCUGCUGGUUCCAUGUGGAGGUUCUGCAGGCCAUGGACAAGAAUGUGAAGCUAGAUGAGGAAUACAUCGAAGGCAGCCGUAGAGUGUAUGAAUUAGAGGUGAGAAAUCAGGCUGCAGCACUGGAGCGACAGCUGAGACGUGGUGCAUUCAGAGACUCACUGGAGGGCAGUGAGUACAUGCAGUACCUGAGGCAGAGCCAGCAUGAAAUUCUCAAAGAGGAAGAAAGGAGAUAUCGUUUCCUUGCUGAAAAACAUUGUGGACUUACACAGUCACUACUAUACCUUAUCAACAAGACAGGAGUAUCUCUCCAGCAGAGAGCAGAUGGUUGGAAAGAAAAAGUCAGUGAGAGCAGAAGUUCCAGACCUCGAACGCCCACUCCAUCAGAUCAAGAAGCUCAGUUAAAGAGCUCUGUGGGCUCUCUGCUGCAGACUGGAGACCGAGAAAUGGACCGUGAGCCGUUGGGCAGAGUGCCCUCUAGAGCCCCAUCUCCUCUCCCAAGUCGUUCUCGCUCCAGCUCUGUGGGUGAGUCUUUGGGUCUAGGUGGCGGCCGCACAAUGAGGGCCAUUGUGUCGCAUCCUGCUUCAUCCAAUCCUGUCCUGCUGCCAUUUUCCCGUGGUGACAUCUUGACUGUGCUCAUACCAGAACCACGCAACGGUUGGCUGUAUGGACGACAUGACUCAAGCCUCCGUCAAGGCUGGUUUCCUGCUGCCUAUGUGGCAUCCACUGAAGACUUUUUACCUUUGGGCUCAAGUAGCACCUCGCACCGAAGCCACAGUAUGAACAACCUCCUGGAGCCAACCAGCCAAUCAGAAUAUUCAGAUACCCAGGGCUACAGUGAAAUCCCGUCCCAAGUGGUAUCUGUGCGUCGCGCAUCGGCUGAUCUUCGCACAAUCUCUCCCCUCCCUGAAAAGAAGGCGGAGUUUAACAACGAGGUCAAGACCAGCCAAAAAACCUACCAUGAGAUUCCACCCCCAGCCGCACCGCUCCGCCGUGGAUCAGCUGAUAUUCGUACGAUAUCUCCCCUCCCGGCCAGGAGGGCAGAGUCUCAUUUUGAGAGCAAAGUAGAGCACAAAAAUUAUAAUGAACUCCCACCUCCAGCUCCGGCCCUACCAAGCUCUCCUUUGCCUGAGCGAAAGACCGAAUCUAACGCUGAGAGGCCAACUACUCAUGGACAACCACCAGAGCACCCGCUUUUUCCCAGAGGAUCAAAUCCUUUUGCCACCGUGAAGCUCCGUCCAACAGUUACCAACGACAGAUCAGCACCACGAAUCCACUGACAGUAACUACCGCAAAAAUAAACAUCACCUACACUCUGACUGCUUCAGAGUCUACUAAAUGUCAAACUCAAUUUGUCAACUUUAAUAUUAGAAUGAAAACUUGAUUUAAAUGCAGCUUUUAAACUAAAGAAGUGUUUAAUUUGAAUGGCUUUGUCCAGCUGUAUGGUGUCACUCCCUCAGUGCAUUAUUUACAUUUUCUUUCAGCUGAAUUUAGUGACCUAAAUCAUUUGAAGAGGUUAUAUCAUGAGAAAUGAAAUUAAACAUACUAUAAAAACAUCCUCCCAAAAGGCCAAAAGUUACAGAACAGCUUUCUGAUAUCAGGUUGGUGAGAACCCAUGAGUUUCUACAUUUACACAUCAACACUUAAAAAAAGGAGAGGGUUAAAGUAGUCAUAAAAACAAAACUGACUUGUGUUGUUUUAUUGUGUUAAGUCUUAUUACUAUAUUUGUUUCUAUAUAUUUGUGUCUGAAUGUUGUGUAUUUGAUAGAUAUAAUAUGUAUAUGUUUUUGUGAGCAUUUUUUAAUAGGUUUAGCACAAAUUUUACAAAAGGUUUUUGUGUUCAAGUGUUUAAGCAAAAUUAUUUAUUUAUUACAAAGGAACAAGUCAUGUAUAUUUAUUGUGUGUGAUUGUGAUUGACAAGGUGAGCAUUAUUAUUUGUUUCUUUUGGUUGGUUUUUUUGUUUUUAGGGCUGUCAAUUUCAUGCCUUAAUUUCCUCUGACUAAUUGAAAAGAAAAAUAUAAACAAAAAAUGCAAUUAAUCAUAACGUUUCACUUGUGCAUAAAUUCCCUGAAGCCACUGGUGCACUCAUUUGUGAUUUAUUGAAUUAAUUAUUUG
This is a messenger RNA of Onychostoma macrolepis, 2951 nucleotides long. It is a transcript of the gene baiap2l2b, whose product is annotated as BAR/IMD domain containing adaptor protein 2 like 2b. The record is from RefSeq and is a predicted model, not a curated record. Gene Ontology annotation, cellular component: nucleoplasm; cytosol. Bases 561 to 2117 code for a protein of 518 amino acids. NCBI's taxonomy places the organism in Eukaryota, Metazoa, Chordata, Actinopteri, Cypriniformes, Cyprinidae. Gene Ontology annotation, molecular function: protein binding. The transcript is spliced from 16 exons. Gene Ontology annotation, biological process: actin crosslink formation; plasma membrane organization; actin filament bundle assembly.